UCCAGUGCAGAUAAAACCCUGGCAAAACCCAUAUCAAGCCUUCCCCGACAGCCGCAAACCUGCAACUCCUGCGGUUGUGCCGCCCACCUAUAUCUUACUACACUCACCGCCGGCGGCUGUUUGAUUUGGCGGCAAUUUCCCUUACUUUAAAAGGAGAGACAAAUGGCGGGGCUUGUACCUCCAGGUACUACCGCAAUUCCAGCCGAGGCAUCCAAGACGGCACAUACCAAAGCUGAGGAGAAAACCGAUUACAUGAAUCUCCCAUGUCCUAUUCCUUUUGAAGAGCUCCAACGCGAAGCUCUCAUGUCUCUGAAGCCAGAAACUUUUGAAGGAUUGCGCUUUGAUUUCACCAAAGGGCUAAAUCAGAAAUUCUCACUGAGUCACAGUGUGGUUAUGGGCCCAACAGAAAUUCCUUCUCAAUCUGCUGAAACCAUUAAAAUUCCUACUGCUCACUAUGAAUUUGGUGCCAACUUCAUUGAUCCAAAUUUGAUGCUUAUUGGGAGGGUGCUGACUGAUGGUAGAGUCAAUGCGAGAGUGAAAUGGGAUUUGACAGACAAUCUUUCUGUGAAGGCUAAUGCUCAGCUCACAAAUGAGCCCCAUAUGUCACAUGGCAUGGUCAACUUUGAUUACAAGGGUAAAGACUACAGGUCUCAGUUUCAAAUGGGAAAUGGUGCUUUAUUUGGAGCUAGUUAUAUCCAGAGUGUGACACCGCAUUUAUCCUUAGCUGGUGAAGUAUUUUGGGCUGGUCAGCACCGGAAGUCAGGCCUUGGUUAUGCUGCCCGAUAUGAAACAGAUAAGAUGGUAGCUGCAGGGCAAGUUGCAAGUACCGGAAUGGUUGCUUUGAGCUAUGUUCAGAAAGUUUCUGAGAAGGUUUCUUUAGCGUCAGAUUUCAUGUAUAACUACAUGACAAAAGACGUGACGGCAAGUGUGGGCUAUGAUUACAUCCUUAGACAGUGCCGCUUGAGGGGGAAGAUUGAUUCUAAUGGAUGCACUACUGCUUACCUUGAAGAGCGGUUAAAUAUGGGCCUAAAUUUCAUCCUCUCCGCGGAGAUAGAUCAUAGUAAGAAAGACUACAAAUUUGGGUUCGGAUUGACUGUCGGGUGAUUUGAUUUCGACACAAAAAACCCGAACGAAGAAGGUUCCUUUAUCACCAUUUAGAGUAUGGUUGAAUAUUAAAGAACUCAAUCUGUAGUUUGGAACUGUUGUUUGUUAGCGGUUCAGCAGGAAACUGCUGUGGCAAUUUUAACUGUUGUUUGGUAUUGGCAGGUUUAACCCUUUAGAGCUGUAACAUUUGCUAAAUUAAUAAUGCAAUUUGUCAUGUUUUUUUUACUUUAUACAAAGUGGAUUGAUGGUAAGGGGUUUGUUGGAUAUUUACCAUUUGUAUAAAUAUUCCAAUUUACAUAA
Molecule: messenger RNA, 1404 nt
Organism: Gossypium raimondii (Peruvian cotton)
Lineage: Eukaryota; Viridiplantae; Streptophyta; Magnoliopsida; Malvales; Malvaceae
Product: mitochondrial import receptor subunit TOM40-1
Exons: 11
Coding region: 163-1104 (313 amino acids)
Biological process (GO): protein import into mitochondrial matrix
Cellular component (GO): mitochondrial outer membrane; mitochondrial outer membrane translocase complex
Molecular function (GO): transmembrane protein transporter activity
Source: RefSeq, a predicted model, not a curated record